ACAGCAACAUGUACCAGAACAAGAUUGCCUAGUUCUACGAAAAAAAACAGAAGGUGGGUGCAUGUUAAAAUAAUUUGUUAUUAUUUGCAAUAUUUUGAUUCCCAAUAACCUUAUAAUAAGGGAAAUAUAAUAAAGGUAAAUGGUAAAUUACUUAUGUGUUGAUAAAAAAUUAAUCUUCCUUUUCCCAAAUUUCCCUGAGCCCUGCUGUGAUGCAGUUCGAGCAGGCGAGUAAAUUAUAACCUGGCAUGCAUAAAGGCAGAUAACAUGUGCUAAUAAAGUGAAUGCAAAACAGAUAGGAAACAAGGACUUAAAAAACUCUAUUACAUGUUAGCAUUCUGCAAGAUUUUCUUAUCAAAACUUGAAAAUUAAAGGAAAAAUGGUAACCCUUCCUUUGAGUUGCUGUUCAGGGAUUCCAGAGACCAUUCCGACCUCACCAGGCUUCACUCCCAGUUCCAUCAAAGCAUCUGAAGAGCAGAAUCUUUUCCAAGAAACUUGAGCUCGAUGAUGAGCACUAACUAGAUUCUGACCAACCCGUCGCACAAAACCCGCCAUCUUUUAUCUCUUGUUUUCUUUCUUCCUUCUUUUGAUUAUAGAACUUAGAUUUCUGAGAGGUUUAUAAAGUCGUUAAGAGCUGACAUAUGAGAAGUUAAGAACUAGACAGAAGUUUCGCGCUUUCUACUGCGGCUUCGGGUAAUUGGGCCACUCUCUCUGUUAAUCGGAGUUCGAUGACAUUCGGGCUUAAGCCCAUUAUGUGCCUUCAAAAAAAAAAAAAAAAAAAUACACCAAACGUGCUUUGAUAGUUUGAUUGAAAGAAAGAAUGCGUUCUUGGUUCUGGAGUCUGGACCGAUUCCAAGCAUACCGGCCGAACAUUCUUAGUUUUUCUCUUGCACAUUUGUCAGCAUCGAAUGUGCGAAUGCCAUUUGUUCUUGGUAUUUAUCGAUAUGGAGUCUUGGUGAUUUACCCUUUUUCUCGUCUUGUUUUGCCACCAUAACUUUGUUCUCGUCAUUAAUUUAUUAGAGUUUAGGAAAGCCUGCACGCGUAUUCAAUCUUUCAAUCGGCUCUCUCUGCAUUUUUUUGGUGAAGGACAAGAUCAAUGGCAGCCAACGAAGAGGAUUCAACGCUUGUCAAGCUAGAAUUGGCGUGUUCGGAUUUGAGAAUACUCCUACAAUCAUCGGUUAAAAUGGAAAAGAACCUGGAAGAGAUGGAGAGAAAGUUUGAUGCUAUUGAUGAAAAUCUUUCAAUAGCUGCAAAAACAGUAGCACCUUUGCAGUCCCUCGCUAUGACUGCAAAGGCUCUCGAGACUAGAAUUAGUAGAGCUGUCUCUCCGGCUCUCGCUCUCCUCCAUAGUUUCAAGCUCUCUGAAUCCCUUCAGAACAAGCUUGUUGAACUCUCCAACAAACUAUCUGUUGAGAAAACCCCGAGAAAGAGGCUUAAAAAUCUGCUCAAAUGUGUUGAAUGUGUUGAUCAGCUUAAUAUAGCCGUUAACUUAAUCAGUCGAGACGGUGAGCCAGUGAUUCAAAAGCUUCAAGAGGUGGUGGAAUUCUUGAGCAGGACUAAAGCCACGGAUCCGUAUCGAACGCAAAGAUUGAAGGAGACUUUGAUCACACUUAGAGCUCUAUAUGAAUCUGAGGUUGAUGCCAUGAGGUUUGAUGGGUUGCUUGAUCAGGCUUUACUGAACCUGCAGGAUGAAUUCGAGAUUAUGUUACAGCAAAUAAAGCAUCAAAAUAUAGGUGAGCAACAAGUAGAUGAAGAAGCUCAACAAGCUGUGGUUUUGGACCUUGGCACGGAAAUGGAGGUCCAAGUUCUCAGGCAAAUUGCAGAAACCCUGGCUGCCAAUGAUUGUUUGGAUAUAUGUAUUGAUAUCUUCGUUAAGGUGAGGUACCGAAGAGCAGCUAAAGCAUUAAUGCGAUUAAGCCCUGAUUACUUAAGAACAUACGCUCCGGAAGAAAUUGAUGAAAUGGAGUGGGAGAGCCUGGAUACAGCAAUUUCUCUCUGGAUCCAGCAUUUCGAACUCGCAGUUAAAACAGUCUUUGUAUCUGAAAAGAAACUUUGCAAACAAGUUUUGGGAGGACUUAGGGAAGUGCUUGUGUGGCUAGAGUGUUUUGUCAAGAUUGCAAAUAAAAUCAUGGCGGUAUUUUUCCGCUUUGGAGAAGGUGUUGCAAGGAGUAAUAAAGAACCACAGAAACUGUUCAAGCUCUUAGAAAUGUUCGAUUCCUUAGAAAAGCUGAAAGUCGAAUUCUCAGAGAUUUUUGAAGGUGAAUCAGGAGCUGAUAUCUGUUUACGUUUCAAGGAACUUGAAAAGCUACUCGUUCAUGCUUCAAGCAAAGUGUUUUGGGAGUUUGGCCUCCAAAUUGAAGGCACUUCCGACAGUUUCCCUCCACCACAAGAUGGUUCAGUCCCAAAACUUGUGAGAUAUGCCAUCCAUUACCUUAAGCACCUUACCACAGAGACAUACAGUGCACCAAUGACUAAGGUUUUCCGAACAGAACAAGUAUGGAAAGCUGGCACCUUAUCAAAACCUGAAACAGAUGAGAAUUUACUCAAAGAUGCCAUCUCUAACAUCAUGGAAGCUCUUCAGAGAAAUAUCAAAACAAAGAGCUCAAGUUACAAAGACAAAAUUCUGCCCCACAUAUUUGUCAUGAACACCUAUUGGUACAUUUACACCAGAAGCAGGAAUACAGAACUUGGGAAGCUUUUAGGAGAGCAAUACAUAAAAAAGAAAUACAAGACUAUUGCUGAGGAGUCAGCUUACAUGUAUCAGAGGCAAUCAUGGGGGCCUUUAGUAAGGUUGUUAGAGAAUGAAGAUUUGAAGGAACAGGACAAUGACAACCGUGGAAAAGGAGCUUUUGUAAGAGGUAAAACAGAAGCAUUUUUCAAUUGUUUUGAUGAGAUCUCACAGAGGCACAGAGGGGUUUAUAGCAUUCCUGACGCUGAUUUGAGAGCACAAAUAAGAGAAGCAACAGUGAAGCUGGUGGUUCCUGUUUACAGUGAAUUUUUGAAUGCACACUCAACCUUGUUGCCUGCGAAAUCUUAUAUUAGUCCUGAAAAGUUGCAGGGAUUGCUGGUUCAGGUUUUUAAUGGAACUGAUCGAACGGGCAAUGGGAGGCUGAAGCGCCGAGAUUCCAACGAUAGGGUUCCUAGGAGGAACUCGGUUUCUGUGGAGGAGAGGUUAAGAAUUUAAGACGAUCCUGAUCAAAUUCCAUCGAUGUCUGAAUCAGUGAAAGCUUAAUUUACCUUCUAAUGUUUUUUUCAGAAACCUUGAGUUGACGCAAUGAAACAUCGAAUUAAGAUUGUUUCUUUUUUCAUAAUACAAAUGUAAUUUUAUUUAGUAAUGUAAUGCAAUUUUUUACGGGAUUUUACACAAGUGGAACCUGUCUUGAAUAUGCACAAUAUGAUAAUUAAAUUAAGAUAUGAAAUUUAAAAAAAAAAGAAAAAAAACUUCUAAUCAAGAAUUUAGUUUCAUUAAUUCAUAUAAUUAUUUUUAAAAAAUAUUAUAAGUUUUGUUAUUCAAGAACCAAUAAAGUUCGAAGCAUUGUAUAAAAUUAAACCACAUGCUUCACUACUUGUGCAAAUUUCCAUCAAUUCUUUUAAAUUUCAAUCUUGCAACCGUAUUUUCUAAUCUAUAAUUUAAAUUUUUACAUUU
Messenger RNA from Durio zibethinus, 3643 nucleotides. RefSeq names its product exocyst complex component EXO70I-like. Gene Ontology annotation, molecular function: phosphatidylinositol-4,5-bisphosphate binding. Gene Ontology annotation, cellular component: exocyst. NCBI's taxonomy places the organism in Eukaryota, Viridiplantae, Streptophyta, Magnoliopsida, Malvales, Malvaceae. The record is from RefSeq and is a predicted model, not a curated record. Gene Ontology annotation, biological process: exocytosis.